Seriola dumerili (greater amberjack) is the source of this 1161-nucleotide messenger RNA. Its product is annotated as serine/threonine-protein kinase SBK2-like. Gene Ontology annotation, molecular function: ATP binding; protein serine/threonine kinase activity. Gene Ontology annotation, biological process: peptidyl-serine phosphorylation; peptidyl-threonine phosphorylation. Bases 1 to 1161 code for a protein of 386 amino acids. The record is from RefSeq and is a predicted model, not a curated record. The transcript has 6 exons. Lineage: Eukaryota; Metazoa; Chordata; Actinopteri; Carangiformes; Carangidae.
AUGAGUCAAGACAUCCACCAGGAAUAUGGUUCAUUUGGUUCUCAAGCUGCCACAAAGCUUCUGGAUGAGAUGUGCCAUCUGACGGCUCAGUCUCUGUCACCAAUGGACACGUCGGACCACUUCAAGGUCCUGAAGCUCCUGGGUGAAGGCUCGUAUGGAAAAGUCAUGCUGGCUGUUCACAGGAAGAGAGGUACUCCGAUGGCUCUUAAGUUCUUCCCUCGUGAGUCCACCUCUCUCCUCUCUUUCCUGAGGGAGUAUAACCUCUCUCUGUCGUUCUGCACCCACCCGUCCCUCACCAGAGCUCUGGGGAUCGCCUACUCCACACCUUCCCACUACGUCUUCGCUCAGCAAGCAAGCCUCUUUGGAGACCUCUACGACGUCAUCUUACCAGAGGUCGGGAUGGAGGAGGACUGUUGUCAGCGGGUGGUGUCCCAGCUCUGUGGUGCGCUGUCCCAUCUCCACUCCCUCGGUUUUGUCCACAGGGACCUCAAACCAGAGAACGUCUUCCUGUGCGACUCAGCCUGCCGCUGGGUGAAACUGGGAGAUUUCGGCAUGGUGAAGGCCAGGGGCACCAGGGUCCCGGAGGUCUGGUACAGCUCCCCUUACUGCACCCCUGAGGCGGAGAUUGCACAUGGAAAUGAGGACAGCUGGAGGAGCAUGAAUGAUGGGAAAGAUGUCGUUAAAGAGGAUGAAGAGAAGAAGAAGAAGGCACGAGUUUGGGUGUCUGUGGAGCCCAGCACAGACAGCUGGGCGUUGGGGAUCCUGACCUAUGCCAUGCUCACUGGCAGUCAUCCCUGGGCGGAAACAGCCAGCGACUGCCGCUCAUACCUGAAAUAUCGGGAAUGGUUUGACGCAGCGAAAGGCCCUGAAGAUGAACUGGACGUGUGGGCAGAGCCGCAUACAGAGAGCGCGCAGGAUGCCAUCGAUUUAGAUGGACCAGAACUUGGAAAGAAGGACCGCAUUCCCACAGCACCCCAGUUUGCAUGUUUCACCCCGCUGGCCUGCUCCUUCUUCCAGGCGCUCCUCGACCCGAGGCCCCGGCUUCGUGGACGGCCUGAGGACGCGCUGAGUUACCUGGGGGGAGACUGGAUGAUGGAGAAGGAGAGGCACCUAAAUCACUGCAACAUCCAGUGUGGUGUGGUGCGUCAGCUCCUGGUCUGA